Molecule: messenger RNA, 801 nt
Organism: Meloidogyne enterolobii
Lineage: Eukaryota; Metazoa; Nematoda; Chromadorea; Rhabditida; Meloidogynidae
Source: the annotation of a GenBank genome assembly
AUGCCUUUACCUGUAUUGGCUAGAAAAAUGCAAAAAUUAGCCUCCCAACAAUUACACCAACUUAAGCAGCUUUUAACAGGCAGAGGAUUUAUAAAAUUUAAACGUUUGUAUAAAAUAAAAGGAGAACUUGGACAGGGAGGGUUUGGGAUUGUUUACAAAGGUGUUAGAUUGUCUGAUAUGUUGCCUGUAGCCGUCAAAUUCAUCGAACGUCGACAUGUCCGUGAAUGGGGUCGUUUGGCAGAACAACGGGUUCCUAUGGAAAUUUGUAUGUUAACACGUUGUAAUCAACUAUCAGGAGUUAUAACCUUAUUAGACUGGUUUUCACUACCAGAAGGCUAUUUAUUAGUAAUGGAAAGGCCAACUCCCUGUAUAGAUUUAUUCGAUUUUAUUCAACAACAAAAAUAUUUGGACGAAUCCUUGGCUAAAUAUUUAUUUUCCCAAAUUGUAAAAACUAUAUUAGAUUGUUCAAAAUUGUUGGUAUUACAUAGAGAUAUUAAAGACGAAAAUAUUUUGUUGGAAUUAAAUACUGGGAGAAUUAAAUUAAUUGAUUUUGGGGCUGCUACUUUGUUAAAGAAAAGUCGUUAUCAAGACUUUCAAAGUACGAGGCUUUAUUGCCCUCCAGAAUGGUUUCUCCAUUCUCUCUAUUUGGGACAAGAAGCAACAGUAUGGUCAUUAGGUGUAUUGCUUUAUAAUAUGUUGAAUGGAAGGCUACCUUUUCUAAAUGAGAGGGAUAUUUGUACUUCACAUUUACUUGGACCUUUACCUUUUUAUGUGCCCGUUUCUAGAGGUAUAGAGUUUUAA